AUGAACAACAGCGAGUCAUAUCCACCGGAUUUCCGGCGUGUAAUCAACGACGGAGAUUCUCCAGCUACGGCAGAGGUCGAACCGGUUCUUGUCCAGGACAAGGAUAUCCAUAUCCCGGUUAUCGAUUUUGAGCGUUUGGACAAGGACAUGCUAACAGAGGCAUGCAGGGAGUGGGGAAUAUUCCGUCUGGUGAAUCACGGAGUACCGUUGGCGUUGACGUCACAGCUUCAGGAGAUCUCGGAAUCGUUGCUGAGUCUGCCGUUUGAGAACAAACGGGAAUUGUUCGGCGCCGUUAACUCUCCGUUAUCGUAUUUCUGGGGAACACCUGCUCUAAAUCGUUCGGGAGAUGCACUCAAGAGAGGAACUCAAGCUCCAAACGUAAGCAUGGUCGAAGGUUUCAACGUUCCUCUCUCGAAGCUUCCAGCUUCUACUUGUUGUCAUGAUGAUGCUCAACAUUUGAAACUAGAGUCUUUCAGAGUGCUGAUGGAGGAAUAUGGAAUGCACAUAACUAGAGUUGCUGUAUCCUUGUUUGAAGCUAUAGCACAAACACUGAACCUAGACCUAUCCGGUGACCGGAGAUCACAAUACUUAUCGGAGUCAACAGGGCUCAUACGGGUUUACCGGUAUCCCCGGAGCUCCUCCGUAGACGAGGCAGCCGGAGAAGCCCUGGGAAUGGAAGUCCACACAGAUAGUUCGGUGAUCUCGAUACUGAAGGAAGAUGAAACCGGAGGGCUUGAGAUCAUGAAAGGUGAAGAAUGGUUCUGUGUAAAACCUGUUGCUAAUACCCUCAUCGUCAAUCUGGGAGAUAUGAUGCAGGCGAUGAGCGAUGAUGAAUACAAGAGUGUGACGCAUAGAGUGAAGAAGAAGGAUAUGACGAGAGAGAGACACUCGGUGUGUUAUUUUGUGUUCCCACAGAGCGAUUGUGUGAUAAAGUCUUCGAAGUAUAAGCCAUUCACUUACUCAGAGUUUCAAGCUCAAGUUCAGGCGGAUGUUCAGUCUCUUGGGACCAAGAUCGGCCUUCCUAGAUUCAUCCCAACUUCUCCAUUCUUUCUCAAAGAGAGAGCUUAG
Messenger RNA from Thlaspi arvense, 1068 nucleotides. The record is from the annotation of a GenBank genome assembly. Lineage: Eukaryota; Viridiplantae; Streptophyta; Magnoliopsida; Brassicales; Brassicaceae.